ACAAUCAAUCUGCUCCGAAACGCGUUUAAAGGCAGGGACGACGCGCGCGGGUAUUCUCUCCGCGGUCACGUGGGCGAGAGAUCCCUACUUACAUUACGGCGGCGUGGUAUCUUCUCGGUGACGGAUAGUGACAAGGGAUCGGGGGGAGAAGAGACGGCGAGAUGAACGAGUUUUACGACGAAUUUGUACGCACCGCGCCUCGUCUACUGUCGUCAAUUAACCGAGACGUCAAUUGAACGCGAUCCAGUGGUCACUUAAGGAGCUUUUGUACAUGUGGAUCUUCGAAGGGGCGUUGGACCGUGGAGAAGAGGUCGUCGUUUGCAGUGAAAGAUGAUGCCGCGGACGAUAAAUAGUCGCGUCUUGGUCUCCGGGCGAAGUGUUCACGAAUGCAGAUAAACAAUGUUAAUCUUUAUUAGUUGAUGGCAACAAGGACGAAUACUCGUCGAUGCCAUUAAAUUGUAAAAGAAGAAGAAACAAUGUUGUUGUGAGUCAGAGAGCGAAAACACAUUCGUCGCGCGGGACGGGAGAGAGAUAUAGGAGAACGAUGUUACUCCGCCUGCAUUAGAUAAGACGUGCUAAUCGCCGCCCCAGGAGCAAUGGACGAUGAACAGCCGGCGAAGGAGCCCACCAAGAUCUGCGGUGUCUGCGGCGACCGCGCGCUCGGCUACAACUUCAACGCCGUCUCCUGCGAAAGCUGCAAGGCCUUCUUCAGGAGGAACGCGCUGAGGACUAAGGACUUUAGAUGCCCCUUCACUGAAAACUGUAAAAUUACACCUGUAACCAGACGCUUUUGUCAAAAAUGCCGUCUGGACAAAUGUUUGCGUAUUGGUAUGCGCAAGGAUUACAUUAUGUCUGAAGAGGACAAAGUUCUAAAGCGUGAAAAGAUCGAAAAGAAUCGCGCGAAAAAACGAUCUCAAUUCGAUAAUGCCACAGCAUCAAAGAUCAAAAAAGAUUGCGUGGAUGAUUGUACAUUCGAAGACACGUCGAUAUCAGUCAAUUCGGUCGCGUCAACGAUGUCGGAGACGUAUUUUUGGGAAUCUGACAGAAAAUACACAGAUUUGGAUGGUAACAGGCAGAAUGUCGUCGAGAGUAUGAGCCCAGUGACAGCAGCUAGCGUACCUAGUCCUUCAAGUCCACCGGAGAGCACGAAUAUCGCUGAAACAAAGACGUUGGACAUGCUGAAGGAAUCCGCUCAUGGCUCGAGAUCUAAUCUUGUGAGGUACAAUCAACCUGUUUUGUAUGUAGAAAACGAGAUAGAAUCAAUAAAGAUUGAAUCGAAAUUGUCUGUUCAUAGCCGUGCGAGAUCGUUCACCGACUUCAAUGUGGCAUCUUCAGACACAGGAAAGGAUAAGAACGUACCAUCAAAUUCAGGGGAAUACGAGCAGAAUUCGCUAGAAUUAAGUUCCGAGUUUGUAAGCGUUAAUAGCGAAUCGCCGAGGUACAGUUCUUUAUUUGACGAAAACGCGCCCAAUUAUUCCAAAUUUGAACAAAGUAACGAGAGUUCCUUGGUAUACGUCGAUUGCGUAUCGGACAAUCGGACAAGUCGACUCGAUCCGAGUUUACAAGCACAAUUCGAGAAGGAGGAGACGACGAUAUGUCAGAAGCCGAAGGAGACGUGUUCGAGCGGAAGCAAUUUAAUUGCCAAGUUCAAACAAAAUCCCAAUCUGUUCACAAAGUUCGUCAAUAAUCCAAAUUUAGUUGCCAAGAUACUUCAAGAUCAAAGGGUAGUAAUGAAGAUUAUGACGGACCCCGAUAUGGUCACGUGCUUGGCAACGGAUCCACAUAUCACGCAGUUUUUAGAGGAGAAUGACGCAACUGAUACGAGCGACGGGCGUGGCCGUGACAACAAAACAGGAAGUCAGUCUCAGAAAGAAGCUCCGCGGAAUAAUGAUAGCUCGAGUAAUAUCACUAGGUAUACACCAAAAUCUAAAAAAAGUCACGUCGAAAAUCCGAUACUGACAGAUCUAAUUACGAAUCGUAACACGGAAGAGUGCAAAAAUCAAAAUUUAGAACCUAGCAUAAGCACAGAUUGGAAUAAAAAUACAGCUGAUGUUACCAGAGAUGUUCUCCAAGAUGUUCAAAGGAUACCUAUCGCUGCCAACUCUAUAGAGUCUAUAUUAUGCGAAGCCAUCAAGUUGGAAUAUUCAGCAUUUUCUAGUUUAAGUGGUAACCAAAGCAGUAGGGAUUUGAAUGACGCCGAGAGAGCGAAAUUAAACGAACUGAUAGUUGCUAAUAAAGCAUUAUUGGCUCCUUUAGAUGAUGACAUAACAAAUUUGGUUGGCGAGGAAUGUAAAUUUAAGAAUAAUUUCGGACAAUCUGAUCCAAUGUUGUUGGACGUUAUAAAUUUAACGGCAAUAGCAAUUAGACGCUUAAUAAAGAUGUCCAAGAAAAUAAACGCCUUCAAAAAUAUGUGUCAGGAAGAUCAAUUGGCUCUGCUGAAGGGUGGUUGUACGGAAAUGAUGAUUCUAAGAUCAGCCAUAAAUUACGAUCCAGAUAAAGAUAUAUGGAAAAUUCCUCAUAGCCAAGAGAGCAUGUCCAAUAUCAAGGUUGACGUUUUGAAGGAAGCAAAAGGAAAUUUGUACGCGGAGCACGCGAAAUUCGUCAGAACAUUUGAUCCCAGAUGGCGGGAUGAAAACAUCAUUCUAAUUUUAAGCGCAAUCGCUUUGUUUACUCCCGAUAGACCGAGGGUUGUGCACAGUGAUGUUAUUAAAUUGGAGCAGAGUUCUUACUAUUAUCUUCUAAGACGAUAUUUGGAAAGCGUUUAUCCUGGCUGCGAGGCCAAGUCCAUGUUUCUGAAGUUAAUACAGAAGAUUUCCGAACUCCAUAAAUUAAAUGACGAGGUUGUGGGAGUUUAUUUGAAUGUCAAUCCAUCCAGCGUAGAGCCAUUGCUUAUAGAAAUAUUCGACUUAAAGCACUGAUAACUAGUUUAUAGAGUCACGCAUUUUGUCUGUAUAAUGAGAAAACAAAUUAAGAAACCGUUGCAUUCGUGCUGGAAUAUAUUCGGAAUAUAUAGCGGUAUUUUAAGUAAAAGAAAUCGAUUGUUUCAGAAAUUCACGAAAAUCUGAUUGUGAUAAGUAAAAUUCAAAUUUCUCUGCAUUGCCUCUUUGUAUAAAUACUUAUAGCAAUACAACUUUAAAUAUCUUUGGGUGAUAGAACAAAGACUAUACACCUAUAAAAAACAUAGAACAUAAAAAUACUUUGAUAUGAUAUCAAAAUAUGUUUAAGAAAUUAUAACAGGAAGAGAUCAAGCCAAUAUACAAUGUAGACAUCCUGCAUGACGAUAAAUGAAAGGUAGCGAUAUCAAUAACAGUGACAAUUUAGUAGUAGCUCUCAUUGCUCUCUCGGCGUUUUAUUAGCAACUGUCAUCAGUUUAAUUUCGUUAUCUCAACGAUUCUCAUCAAUUUAAAUAAAUAAUGUUAAUUGAACAUUAAGAAUGUUGUAAAAAUAAUAAUUAAUGAUAGAGCAAUAUUUCGCUUUGUAAUAGGCAUAUAAUAUAUCGUAAACAUAUUUCACAGAAUAUCCUUUAAAUUUUAUAUUCUCUUCAUGUACGAGAGUGAGUGUACAACGACAGCAUAAUAAUUCCUAGGUGGCUGUUUCAAGCAUGUUUUUUCUCGGGGGAUAGUUAAAUCUAUAUUAAAAAUAUAUAUUUUUUUUAUGUCAAAUUUUACAUUCUAAAUAAUUAUAUGUUAUUUAUAUGACAAGGCCUGUGGAUCCUCACAAAUCUAUAUAUGUAUAUAUAAGAUCACAUAAGCGUUGUUAAAAGUUUGUGCUUUGGAGGAUGUAUUGAGAAAAUGAGAUUUCAAUGCAAAUCUGACUAUAUGAAUUGUGGUGAUUAUAAACUUUAGUCAUAAUUAAGUGAAAAUAAGAAGGAUAUUAUUAUAUUUGUGCGCAUGUUGUGUGUACGCAUGUUACUGUUGCAAUGUAAAUGAGAUAAAUAUUGUGAUAAAUCCUGAUACAAAUAUAUUUUUCAAAGAUA
Molecule: messenger RNA, 3976 nt
Organism: Formica exsecta
Lineage: Eukaryota; Metazoa; Arthropoda; Insecta; Hymenoptera; Formicidae
Gene: Hr96
Product: nuclear hormone receptor HR96
Exons: 5
Coding region: 597-2918 (773 amino acids)
Biological process (GO): negative regulation of transcription by RNA polymerase II; positive regulation of transcription by RNA polymerase II; cell differentiation
Molecular function (GO): zinc ion binding; nuclear receptor activity; RNA polymerase II cis-regulatory region sequence-specific DNA binding
Source: RefSeq, a predicted model, not a curated record